This is a messenger RNA of Fusarium vanettenii 77-13-4, 903 nucleotides long. RefSeq lists its product as uncharacterized. The coding region runs from base 1 to 903 and encodes 300 amino acids. The record is from RefSeq and is a predicted model, not a curated record. The transcript is spliced from 2 exons. Lineage: Eukaryota; Fungi; Ascomycota; Sordariomycetes; Hypocreales; Nectriaceae.
AUGUUGCGGACUCGAACGAUCCUACCAACCCUCAUCAAAGGGACCCGAUCCUUCGCGACGGUAUCCUCUACCUCUCAACUCGGAGUUGUUCAACCUUCUGUCAAGGAGAUAAACAACUUGUCCCUUGACUCUAGGAACCUUGAAAAGGCUGUGCGGCACAUGCACAGAGAUGGCCUGGUUGUCGUCGAAGACGUUGUUCCCCAUGAGCACCUUGACCUGUUGAACAAGAAGAUGGUCGAGGACGCCAACACGCUUCUAGCCCGAGACCCCAUUGCUACACAAAUAACCACAGCCGUGAUGGGCCCUCGGCCAAAGUGGACGUUUUGCUCUGCAAAUUCGGCAAUGGCAACCGCGCCCGGAGGUUCUCCCCAGCGUCAGCCGGUGCAUUCAGACGCCGACUUUGCCCACCCUGACCACCCAUUUGCCCUUGUCGUCAACGUGCCCCUUGUCACAGCCACACCAGAGAAUGGGUCGACCGAAAUCUGGCUCGGAACCCACAGCAGCUUUGGGCUUGAUGCGCAGGAAGGCGCUCACGGUGAUAGGGCCAGUGGUCGUAUCAGGGAGGAUCUCUUGCGCCAGCGCGAGAAACUCUCACCUCCACUGCAGCCCGUCAUCAAAAAGGGUAGCAUCAUCAUCCGCGACCUGAGACUCUGGCACGCGGGGAUGCCAAACACUACUCAGGAGACCAGAGUCAUGCUAGCUAUGAUCCAUUUUGCGCCUUGGUUCAGGAACAGGAUGAGGCUCGAGUUUGGGCAAGAUGUCAAGCCUAUUCUUGAGAAGUUGGAGGGCGAGGGAAAGCUUGGGUUGGAUGUGCCCGUAGACUGGGUCAGUAGGGAGGCUGUGCUCGAGGGAUAUUUGAACAGGGGAUUCGGGAAUAGCUAUGACUUUGACCAGGAACCUUGA